Messenger RNA from Camelina sativa (false flax), 1679 nucleotides. The record is from RefSeq and is a predicted model, not a curated record. Lineage: Eukaryota; Viridiplantae; Streptophyta; Magnoliopsida; Brassicales; Brassicaceae.
UGUGCAUAUUUGCGAAAGCACACAAGUUGGUGUCAACGCUCACCUUUCUCUCAUCCAAAUUCCGACACAGGCGUGUGUUCAUUGUUGAAUCUUCCCAUUUCCUCAUCCAAAUUCCGACACAACUCUCUCUAGACUCUAGCCGCCAUUUGUUCUCCAUAUUACAAAACCCCCCUGCCUUCAUCUCUCUCUCUCUCUCUCUCUCUCUGUCUGGUCCGAUCUCUCUCGGACGCUCGCAAAUCUCUCAUCUUUAAAUUCAUAGUUUCUUCUCUUCCCUGCUCGUAAUCGCAAAUCGGCGGCUUCCCCAGCUCCAGGGCGUGUGUUGUUGGUUAUUAAAUGGCUCUUGUCCAGAGGAUUCCAGUUUCCUCUUCUAGUGUUCGGAAUUGGCAACAAGCCAGGACCACUAAUUUGAGUCCUGUUUGUUGUUUACAUUACAAGACUGCGUCUUCUUCUUCUUCUUCUUCUUCGCCGUUUACAGAGAAGCACUCUGUGGAGAGGUACCAGAGGGAUCAAUGGCUGUACAAGGCGGUUGAACCCACGCCGCCAUCGACUCCAUCUCCAUCGCCGUUUGAAGAUGAAGUCUUUGUUAGGGAAAACGACAUUGCGUCGCAGCUGCCUGAGCUGAAGAAGCUCUUGUCUGUGCUGAGAGAGAAGAGAGUUAAAGGCUGCAAAGGUGGUGAUUGUGGACCAGGAGAUGUGUAUCUCGUUGGGACAGGACCAGGAGAUCCUGAGCUUCUGACUCUUAAAGCUGUCAGAGUUAUUCAAAGUGCCGAUCUUUUGCUUUACGACAGGCUUGUCUCCAAUGAUGUCUUGGAGUUGGUUGCUCCUGAUGCUAGGCUUCUUUAUGUCGGCAAAACCGCUGGUUAUCAUAGCAGAACUCAGGAGGAGAUUCAUGAACUACUCCUAAGUUUUGCUGAAGCUGGUGCCACUGUUGUCAGGCUUAAAGGUGGAGAUCCUCUGGUCUUUGGACGGGGCGGGGAAGAAAUGGACUUUUUACAACAGCAAGGGAUUCGAGUUCAAGUUAUCCCAGGGAUUACUGCAGCAUCAGGGAUAGCAGCAGAGUUGGGGAUUCCACUAACACAUCGCGGUGUUGCAACUAGUGUGAGGUUCCUCACGGGACAUUCUAGGAAAGGAGGGACCGACCCUUUGUUUGUUGCAGAGAAUGCAGCUGACCCGGAUACAACACUUGUCGUUUAUAUGGGUUUGGGAACGUUACCUUCUCUAGCGCAAAAACUGAUGGACCAUGGUCUCCCUUGUGAUACACCAGCUGUUGCGGUUGAACGUGGAACCACUCCUCUACAGCGUACGGUUUUUGCUGAGCUUAAAGAUUUUGCAACUGAGAUUCAGUCAGCUGGAUUGGUGUCACCAGCGCUCGUCAUCAUAGGGAAAGUCGUCGAGCUCUCGCCUUUAUGGCCACAUUGCACGAAAUAAUCAUCCUGCCUUGUAGAGACCCGUUAGAUGCUUUCAUCGAUAUUACUGUGAAAUUCUAGGAGCUAUGAAGAUUGAGAGAUGUAAUAAACAAAAGGAAGGCUGAUAUUUUCUUGUGUCCGUGUCCUUCGAUUAAUUUGGGCAAUGCCAAUGUAAUAAACAAAGGCUUCAAACAGAGCCAAUAUCAAUGUUGGGGUAAAAUUUAGGAAAAGCCAAGGUGCGCCUAAAUUUUUCACUAGUUCAUUUAUUAAUGA